This is a messenger RNA of Symbiodinium sp. CCMP2592, 1728 nucleotides long. The record is from the annotation of a GenBank genome assembly. Lineage: Eukaryota; Dinophyceae; Suessiales; Symbiodiniaceae.
AUGCUGGACAUCUGGAGCACAUCCGGGAAUAAAGUCACCUCCAUACCAGUUGAGGGACUGACAGAUGUGCGUGAACUGAAGACAAAGCUGAAGCAGGCAUGUGGUGUGACGCGAUUUAGGCAGAGGCUCCUGCACGAACAACAGACCCUGGAGGAUGAAUUCAAUCUUGACGCGCUUGAACCGCCGUUUGAUCUUCAGCUGGUGGUGCUACCCUUCUCCGAUGUGUCUGACGAUGAGGCAAUUGAGCUGCGUGAAGCAGCUUCUAAUGGCAGUCUUGGCCGUGUUGAAGAGAUUUUGCAACGGCCGCAGCAUCCGGACAGCUUCAUGGCGAAUCGCGACUUCAUGAUUAAUCUCGGUCGGUUUCAGGACAGACGUGUACGCAAGCUGGCCAAACAGACACCAUUGUUUUGGGCAUUCUACAGAAAGCACACUGAGAUUGCAUGCCGACUGCUAGAAGCUGAAGCAGAUGUGCACAAGGUCUGCAAAGAACCCGUGACCCUGCUUUACUGGGCAUGUUACAAUGGCGAAGUUGAAACCGCAGAGCUGUUAUUGAAGGCUGGCAUAACUCUCAGCGAUGCAGAUGACGGCACUUUCUUGACAUUGGCAUCACACGAGGGCCAAGCGAGCAUUGCAGGAAUGUUGUUGGAGGCUGGAGCUGGCAUCAAUAAGGCUGCGCAGCCCAGCUCGACCAAUCGUGCCUUGAAGCAUGACACUAGAAAAGCGAUUAAGGGAAUGACCCCUCUGGCAAUAGCGUGUGACAAGGCUCACGUUGAGAUCGUGGACCUGCUGUUGUUUGCCAAAGCCGAUGCCAACCAGGCUUCAGCAGGAGGAACACCUCUUGGUUUGUCAGCAAGCAAAGGAUGCAUCGAGAUUGUGCACUUGUUGCUACAAUAUGGGGCCGAUGCAUCUACCAGAGCUGAUAUGGACUCAAACGCGGUCAGUUUUGCCGAUUGCGAUGUCUCGACGUGCCACGCAACACCACUCGCCCUGGCAUCUACUCGUGGCCAUGCCGACAUUGCACAGCUGUUGUUGCAGGCCGGCGCUGAUCCGGCCAAUGAUGGAGAACCACUCACAGGGGCAUCAGGCAACGGGCAUAUGGAAGUGGUGAGAUUGCUGCUGGAGGCUCGUGCCAGUGUGAAUCCGUCUGGCAAACACGGUGAUGCACCCCUGGGCGCGGCUGCUCGCGGUGGACACUGGCAAAUCGUCAGAGUUUUGAUGGAAGCAGGGGCCGACACCGACAAGGCCGCAGGCCAUGACACGCCUCUAGGCCUCGCUUGUGGCUGCGGCCAUCUUGAAAUCGCGAGGCUCUUGUUGCGGGCGCAUGCAGACAAGGACAAGGUUGAACCCAAUGGCAUCACACCUUUGGCCAUGGCAGCACGUGGAGGCUCCAUUGACACUGCACUCUUGUUGCUGGAAGCUGGUGCCGACAAGGAGAAAGUGGGAAGAGUACAAGGUUUCACGCCUUUGUGGUUGGCAUCACGCGAAGGCCAUGUGGAGAUCGUGCAGUUGCUGUUGGAUGCUAGGGCAAGUACGGAAAGGGUCUGCGGACCACAAAAUGCCACACCUCUCUGGGUAGCAUGCCGGGAACGGCACGAGUCUAUUCAGGUGCUUCUCAGGUCAGCUUCCGCCAGUGCAAGUAAUCUUAAUGAGGCUAUGCUCAAUCACAGCAUGCCCAUGCUUGCUGCGACACUAUCGAGUGUCUGCACGAAGCGACCGCGCUAUUCCUAG